AUGGCAACAGACCUUCCGAGGUAUGAAGUGACCGUCAAUCUCCAGCCCUACGGUCUACUGACAGACACGCAACUUUCUGGAACUGUCGCCGCCAGAUACACCUUUGACCAACCCGUCAACGGCACCGUGGAAAUCCAAGUCACGGAAAGUUUACAGCAUACGACGCGGAUUCAACAGAGGAACUGCAACUACCAACCGCCUUCAGUGAAGACAUCUUUCAAGAUCACGGGGGAGGCGAAGUUUAGCAUCCCCAUCAAUGACAUCACAACGGUUUUCAAACUUAGGAAUUAUUUAAAUCUCAAGGUCACGGCCAUCGUGACUGAGCACACAACAGGCAUUCGUAUCAAUGGCAGUUCUGACAUUACUUACCAUAGUGAACAAUACGAGGUCGAGUUCCUGGACAUUACGCCCGGUGUUUUCAAGCCGGGUCUUCGCUACACGGCCUCAGUGAAAGUGAGCACACCUGACGGCAGGCCACCCACAGAUCCCAACACUCACCUGUCCGUGUACACACGUGUCAUGUAUAAAAUGACGGUGCCAGACAACCGCCUGUAUGACGUCGACGUGUUCACGGGGAACUACCCGCUGCCGCCUGUCAACGCGUCACUUCCCGCUGACGGCAUCGUUCAUGUUGAUAUAGACAUCCCCAGCAACGCGUCCAGUAUUGGUAUCAAGGUCGUGUCUAAAGGAAGCAUUCAACACUCUGGCACCGUCAACGGAAAUGGUCAGAAGGAGUUUACCUUCCUGCUACAGGUGACCCCGUCCAUGGCACCCACUGCCCACCUGCUGGUAUACUACAUCAGGGGAGCUAAUGAUGUCAUCGCCGACAGCUUGGCGUUUGUAGUCGGUGGGGCGUUCAACAAUAAGGUGUCGCUGUCCUUCAGUGCCAACCAGAGCCAGCCACGUGACGAGGUUCAGCUGACCGUGACCGCUGACCCAGAUUCUCACGUCUUCGUCACGGCUGUUGACCAGAGCGUGUUGCUGCUCAAGUCUUCUAAUGACGUCACAACAAAACAGAUCCACAGCGAACUUUCAACUGCCCUGAAAGAAGCCGCACCUUCAAGCCCCGAGUUCGCCUUAUCUGAGAGCACCAUUCACACGGCUGAGAUGUUUCAGGUGUCUGUUACCUUAAAAUCUUGCCCUAAUUUCAAACUGGUGAAGUUCACUGACAACAGAUCGGAGUAUUUAGAGGCAGACUUUACAGUAACGACCAUUCAGGUGGGGUCCAACCAGCAAGGUGUGACCUACUUCCCAAUCCUGGCAUCUGUGGCUGGGGCACUGGACCUGGACGUGUCUGCCAAAUCUUCAAUGGCGGCUGACGCUGUACGAGGUCAGGUCAAUGUCAAGCUGGAAGGAGCGCCAAUUACCGUCAACCAGCCUGUCUACAUUAGCCUUAAUUCAACGGUUCCAGUCUUCAAGUCCCUGAACAUCACCUUUCCCACAACAGUGGUAGCUGGCUCCAAAAAAACCAGAGCUACGUUCACAGUUUCACAGGUGAGUCAGAUGAACAUUGGCACUUUCACAGGUGAGUCAGAUGAACAUUGGCACUUUCACAGGCUUACCGCCCUUGUCAGCCGGUUGCUCCACGAAUCACGUGACUUCAUGCAGGUACCUGAGACUUACCUGCAAGGCGCCGUAUCGUGGCUGGUGGACAGGCAGAAUGAAGAUGGUUCUUUUAAAGAGUUUUCUACAGUACAAGAUGAGGCCAUACAAGGCUCCGGACCUGUCCUCACUUCCCACGUUCUGUUGAGUUUUGUGGAGAAUACGGAGUGGGCUCUAGACCAACAGCUUACAGAGAACGCCAAGUUGCUGACCCAGGCUACACUGAAAGCUAGAACAUACCUGGAGAAGACGGUGGAGAUGGAUGUACUUGUUGACCCCUAUACUCUGGCUGUGGUCAGCUAUGCUCUCGCCAUGUCAAACAGCUCAGCCUCAACUUUAGCCCUAAACAAACUGUUGACUUACGCCAAACGUGAAGGCGGCCUUCUCUACUGGAGAGCGGACAGUUCAGACGAAGAGCAGCAAGAACAUCCGCCAAGAUGGCGUCCAGUCCACAAGCAGGCCAGGUCUGCUGACGUCAUCAUCACAUCCUACGCCGUGUUGACCUUCGUGGCCCUGGGUCGUCUGGAGGAGGCGGUCCCUGCAGUCACGUGGCUGACGUCACAGAGAAACCCACAAGGAGGCUUCGUCUCCACCCAGGACACGACAGUGGGACUCCAGGCUCUCUCAGAGUUUGCGACCCUGUCCUUAAGACCAGACACAUCUGUGUCUGUUACAGUGGACGACACACAGUCCAUCAGGAGGUUCAACAUCACACGGGACAACGCUCUGACCCUACAGACUCAAGAGUUGAAUGACUCACCAAGCAAUGUCAUGAUAAAAGCUACUGGUACUGGUAUAGCUCUAGUUGAGGUGUCCAACAGUUUUCAUGUGGAGGAGGAGCUGACCAGUCCGUCAUUUGACGUCACGGUGGUGUUGCUGGAGGAUGAGUUAGAUCGUAUUAAGAUGAUGGUGUGUACAAAAUUAUUGAGUCAGAGAAGCGCCGGUCUGGUAGUCCAAGAAGUGGGAAUACCUUCAGGGUUCCAGCCAGAUCUCACGGCUGUAGACAACGUCGCUGGGCUCGUCAAGACGGAGGUCAAGGGAAACUUUCUCAACGUCUACUUGGAUGAGAUAAGCGUGUCUUCUGUCUGCUACACGCUGAAAAUGUUUCGUGAGGCCAAAGUGGCAAGGUCACAAAAAUAUUACGUCAAAACAUACGAUUACUAUGAGCCAGUAAACCAGGCUACCGUGUUCUAUCACCCGAAAGCCAUUAGAGAAUCUAAAAUUUGUGACGUCUGCCCGGGUUGCUGCCCCUAG
Physella acuta is the source of this 2856-nucleotide messenger RNA. Its product is annotated as CD109 antigen-like. Gene Ontology annotation, cellular component: extracellular region. The record is from RefSeq and is a predicted model, not a curated record. NCBI's taxonomy places the organism in Eukaryota, Metazoa, Mollusca, Gastropoda, Physidae.